AUUCUUUUUCUUGCUCAUUAAUUAUUCUAAUCUCGCAAUUCCAAUUUAUUCGAAAUAUUUCCAACAAGACCUCAACGAUCAACAUAAUUCAUACCUAAAAGUAUUCGGAAUUAACGUGAAAGAGUUUUCUUCUGAAUCAAUAAUUAGGAUAAUGCAGUAGAGUGUCUAAGCCGGACAAAUAAAUGCGAUAUACAUCAGAGGAGCUGAAGUAAUGAGUCAAGAUAUCAUCAGAACAAACUCAUCAGUUGAAUAAUGCGCGAAGUAAAACGCGGAAAUUAAUCCCUUUGUCAACUGUCUGCCUAUAAUAAUGUUUAUCCGUCGAUGGAAUGACUGAUAUCCAGAAGUUAUUACGUCGAGUCGCAUAACGAUUUGAUCAGUGACAUUGGGGCUCAUCAUGAACCCUCCACGUGUUCCAGUAAAAUACCUAGUGAUCGCUCUGUCAAUGAGGAUAUUCGGUGCUCUGGCAGGUUCAGAACCUGUGUGGUUCUCAGAUUUACUGAACUACAUCGAGAACAACAACGAGAGCUAUCGCCAAGUAAUAAUAAUAACGUGUAAAAAUCCUGGAAUACCAUUCGAGAAUCCCUGGAUCCGAGCAAUUCUCCACGCUGCAAUGUCGACUUAUCCAACAAUCAGAAUAAAUGUUGAUCUUUCAUCGGAUAUUGAAGAGGAAUGGUCGUCUCAUCGAACCGAUUCAACGGCGACUCUCUUCAUUUUUGUGGACGACAGAAAAAAAACCAGAUCAAUAGUGCCAAGACGAAUCAUAUCCAUCAUGAAGAAGUUGUCGUUGAGCAAGAAAUUAGUCAAGUAUCUGGUGACUUUUCUGUCGUCAACACAAACCCAAAACUUUGACCAUCUGCUGAGAUACGCCUGGCGGCUGCAGAUGAUGGAUCUGGUUAUCCUAGAAGUCGUCAGCUGCAGAAGAGAUCCAUUAACCAUCCUGAAGAGAUGCGUUGAGGACAUCUCACCAGUGAUUCAUCACUUUAAUCCAUUUGUCGGUUCGAUAAUAAGGAAGACGUAUCAUCCAGGGAUUGAGUGGUUUCCAGAUAUCAUGAAGGAUAUGCAUGGGUAUCCCCUGAAAAUCGGUAUUAUUCAUCAGCCACCAUUUUCCGAUGUGUCCUGGGAUGAAAACUGGAAUUACAAGUCGGGAAGUGGAUGGGACAUCACGACCAUGGAGAUUCUAGCCGAAGAGAUGAAUUUCACGUUGAAUAUUCUUCCGCGAUUGUUGACUUUCGAUGAAAUCGUCAAGGAUAACUCGUCACGAGGAUUGUUCGACCUUUUGCGCACUGAUAAAAUCGAUAUUCUUGCCUCUGCCAGCCCUCACUUCACGGAGGACAUGGAGGAGAAUUUAUUUCGUAGUGAGAGUUUAUUUAGGGAAGAACUCUGUGCCCUAGUUCCUCUGGAGAAAACCACACGGAUACCGUUUCCAGCGGCUAUUGUUGAAGGUAUUAUCAUGACCAUUGGAAUUGUCGUUGUCUUCUGGGGAUCUGCAUGGCUCUUCCAGUUACCCAAGUCAUGGAGUAUCUUCAAGACUUUUCGCGUGUUGUUCGCCAUUCCUGUGCACAGCAAUUACUCGGACUUCAAGAUGUCUCAGCGACUUGUUGUUCUGAUUCUGAUGAUCAUAUCGUUGUUUUAUACAGCGAAUUUUUACGCUUCCCUUAUGAAACUCAGUACUGAAGUUGAUGGGGAGGUUGAGUAUGGGAGUUUUGAUGAACUCGAUCGAUCGGGGCUUGACCUCAAGAUCUCGACGUACUUGAUGAAUAAGACUUUUGGAAAUGUAAGUGAAAGUGAUGGGGCGAUGAUGAAUUUGAAGAGCCGAGCUGUCGUGACGAAUGCCAUAUGGGAGUGUCCAGCGGAAGCUGAAAGAUUCAGGAAUGUUGGCUGUUUGAUGAAUCAAAUCGAGGCCAAGUGGUUCACCACAGCGACUUAUCGACGUGGACAGCCAACUCUCAAGUUGAGCAAAGUCUGCUUUUGGAAAGACAGUUAUGCUUUUCUCGUUAGAGCGGGAUCUCCAUAUCGAAGGAGAAUAGACAGAUUGCUCAAUGUUUUGAUAGAGGCUGGGCUAAAGGUCAUGUUGUAUCGGAAUAGUACAUUCAGCAAACUGUUGAAGCGUGAUCAAGAGGAUGAGUUGUUGGAGGAACUCGAUGUGCCUCCUGAAGGAGUUCUGCGGGAACAGCUGACGGAUGUCUUGUUGUUCGGUUUUACAACGGCGACGGUGACAUUCAUUGGAGAAUUUUUGUGGUAUCGUGGGGGCAAAAUACUCAAGAAGAACAAGUGAUUAUUGAUAUGUGGGUGUCUUACAUCUCACCUCACAGAACUUUUGAAUUUUUCAUUAAAAAAUUUGUGUCUGCAGUACCUGUAAUUAAUUUACUCCAGAACAAAGUUCAGAU
This is a messenger RNA of Fopius arisanus, 2387 nucleotides long. RefSeq names its product Ionotropic receptor 7f. The record is from RefSeq and is a predicted model, not a curated record. NCBI's taxonomy places the organism in Eukaryota, Metazoa, Arthropoda, Insecta, Hymenoptera, Braconidae. The coding region runs from base 395 to 2275 and encodes 626 amino acids. The transcript has a single exon.